This is a messenger RNA of Amphimedon queenslandica, 611 nucleotides long. RefSeq names its product negative elongation factor D-like. Gene Ontology annotation, molecular function: RNA binding. The coding region runs from base 75 to 452 and encodes 125 amino acids. Gene Ontology annotation, biological process: negative regulation of transcription elongation by RNA polymerase II. The transcript is spliced from 4 exons. NCBI's taxonomy places the organism in Eukaryota, Metazoa, Porifera, Demospongiae, Haplosclerida, Niphatidae. The record is from RefSeq and is a predicted model, not a curated record. Gene Ontology annotation, cellular component: NELF complex; nucleus.
AUUUUUUGUAAUGUAAAUAUUUACUUCUUUUCUUAAAGAUUGCCUCGUGUCAUCCAUUACAACACACAUACAUAAUGUCAUUGCUACAAAGACUAUUGGAAGCUUCUUAUCCUUCCCUUGAAGUACAGAUGCAGGAGCUAAAAAGAACAUUCCUUGAUCACAUGAUACACCUACUAAGCUGUGAUCAUGUCAUACCAGUAGUAUCAUACAUACACAAAUGCAUGAUAUCUGGUACAUUAGACCAUUCACUCAUCAGGUACUUUGUCUCAGAGGUAUUGAGUAUUAUAGGUCCACCAUAUUCUACCGAGUUCACUUCAGUUUUUCUUCCACUCCUUCAAAAUGAUGAAAUUGUUUCUUCUCUUGUGUCUCAGACUAAAGAUGAUCCUGUAUCUCUAUUUCUAGCUGAAUGUCCACACAAAUCAAAGAAAAAGAAAAAGUCUAAAAACAAUUAGAUCUAUAAUAGUUCUUGGCAAAUGUAUAAUUUUUUAUAAACAGUGAUAAUAGCAGCUACUCUUGAUAACAGUAAUGUAAAAGCAUAUUAAUUAUUCUCUGUCUAGAUGAGUUAUUGUAAUAAUUAUUAUAGCAAAAAGAAUUGUGAUAUUUACAUUUAA